Messenger RNA from Lactuca virosa, 759 nucleotides. NCBI's taxonomy places the organism in Eukaryota, Viridiplantae, Streptophyta, Magnoliopsida, Asterales, Asteraceae. The record is from the annotation of a GenBank genome assembly.
AUGGAAUCUUUCAAAGCUAAAACCUUUACUCCUAUUCUUCUUGUUCUUGUUCUUGUUCUUCUUCCAUGUGUUAUCUGUUCAUCAUCUCAACAACACAUCAAAGAAGACAUGCUCAAUGAUCAUCACCAAGUUGUUGAGUCAAUCAGUCCUCGAUUAUCGUUACAGAUAGUUAUUCAUGGGUUUCUCCUGUGGGCUUCCAUGGGUUUCUUGAUUCCUGUUGGAAUCUUAGCCAUCAGAUUGUCAAACAGAGAGGAAAAUGAAAGAAGGCUCAGAAUCAUGUUCAGUAUACAUGCUGUCACUCAGAUACUAUCAGUGAUUCUUGUGACAGCUGGAGCUAUAUUAUCAGUAAAAAAUUUCAGCAACACAUUCGACAACAUGCAUAGGAGAAUCGGUGUAGCUCUUUAUGGCCUUGUAUUAUUGCAAGCUCUCACAGGGCUUCUUCGUCCUGCAAGAGGGGGUAAGGGAAGAAGUUUAUGGUUUUUUUCACAUUGGGCACUUGGAACGACUAUUUCCCUACUUGGAAUCAUGAGCGUAUACACUGGGCUACAUGCGUACCAAAAGAAAACAUCAAGAAAUAUAAAACCCUGGGUUAUGUUUUACACAGCUGAAAUUGUGUGCAUUGGAUUCUUGUAUUUGUUGCAAGAGAAAUGGGAGUAUAUACAGAAGCAAGAAGUGAUUCCAGGGAAUGAAUCAACGAUAGUAGAACUGAGUGAUAAUCGGGAGACUUUGAGUAGUAGUCAAAAUAAGGAUUCAUGUUAA